AAUGGAGGAUUGCACUUGCUACUGGAAUUAGAGGAAUAUUUAUGUUUUAUUUUAAGGAAGAAUGAACUUUGCAAUACUAAUUUAGUUGAUAAAACCUCCCUCCCAGUUCCGGCUAAAGACGUCAAUUUACAAUUCAAGAUUUAUGUGAGGGUGGCCGACAAGGAUUGGGGAGCCAACUUUAGAAAGUUAUCUGCUGGUGCCGCUCUUGUUGGACUGACCUUAUGGCUUGACCACAUGCAGGGUGCAUCAUUGGAAGCUUUUCCUGAAUCCCCAGAGUCCGUAGUGCUGAUCACUGGUACAGCGGAGUACAAUAAGGUUUAUUUGAACGGCACACUCCAGGCAUUUCUUUGGGAGAUGGGGUCUCCAUUUUUACCCUGUAAAACCCGGAGUGGGAUCCUUGUUGCAAAAGCUCAUUCCUUGAGGAUGCGGUUGAAGGACUCUCCAUUUUGCUUGGACCUUGAGUUGAGAUAUAGCCCUUUUCUUCCUGAGACUAAUUCGAUGCAGCUGAUUGAAGGAUGCUAUAUUAGACGAGGUCUCGUUCCUGCUUUCAACAACAUAAGGGAUAGGCUUGGUCAAGUAACACCUAGAAAGUUUGCAAGACUUGCAUUACUCUCAGACAAGAAACGAGAUAGAGUUAUACGUGCUGACAUAGAAGGUAGAAGAGAGAAGUUAGCCAAGCUGGAGAAAACUGCGGUUAUGAGAAAGAAAGAUGAGCAGCUUGUGCAAGCAAAAGCUCAGAUGAAGGCAGAUUUAAAAAGAAAAAGUGAGCAAGUGGUGAAUGAGUAUGUAAUUGAAAAACAGGUAAAGUUUCUGUUGCUUGUACAGUUUAUACAACAGUAAUGAGGAACAAUUUCAAAUGGUCUCAUCUGUAAAUUGUAGAAAUCAAUUAUUUUAUGUAUUAUAACAAACAGUUUCCUUCAUGCGGCUUGGAGACUAGGGAUGUCUUUUAAAUUCUGAGAGAUGAUAUUGUUACAUGUUUCUGGGCUUCUCAAUUGGGCAGGAUCCUGAUUUGAAGCUUGUACCAAAUAUUAGGUCA
Messenger RNA from Sesamum indicum (sesame), 1036 nucleotides. Lineage: Eukaryota; Viridiplantae; Streptophyta; Magnoliopsida; Lamiales; Pedaliaceae. The record is from RefSeq and is a predicted model, not a curated record.